Psammomys obesus (fat sand rat) is the source of this 942-nucleotide messenger RNA. Its product is annotated as olfactory receptor 8K3-like. The coding region runs from base 1 to 942 and encodes 313 amino acids. The transcript has a single exon. Gene Ontology annotation, molecular function: G protein-coupled receptor activity; olfactory receptor activity; odorant binding. Gene Ontology annotation, biological process: G protein-coupled receptor signaling pathway; sensory perception of smell. Gene Ontology annotation, cellular component: membrane. The record is from RefSeq and is a predicted model, not a curated record. Lineage: Eukaryota; Metazoa; Chordata; Mammalia; Rodentia; Muridae.
AUGGAGGGCCGAAACCUCACAGUAGUGACUGAAUUUAUCCUGAUGGGCAUCACUGACCGCCUUGAACUGCAGACACCACUGUUUGGACUGUUCCUCAUCAUCUAUCUGGUCUCACUGGUGGGCAACGUGGGCCUGAUCAUCCUCACCAUGGUGGAUUCCAGGCUGCAAACACCCAUGUACUUCUUUCUUAGACACCUGGCUAUCACUGAUCUUGGUUACUCAACUGCUAUCGGACCUAAAAUGUUAACAAAUUUUGUUGUCAGCAAAAAUAUGAUAUCCUUUCAUCUUUGUGCUACACAAUUAGCCUUUUUCCUUCUGUUCAUUGCCUGUGAACUUUUUAUUCUAUCUGUGAUGUCCUAUGAUCGCUAUGCAGCCAUCUGUAACCCUCUGCUCUACAAUGUCAUCAUGUCACAACAUAUAUGUUGGGUACUGGUGGCAGUCCCAUACAUUUAUAGCGUGUUUAUUUCUCUUAUAGUCACCAUAAAUAUUUUCUCUUCAUCCUUCUGUGGCUACAAUGUUAUCCCUCAUUUUUACUGUGAUGGUCUUCCCUUGAUAUCUCUACUCUGCUCAAAUACAAAUGAAAUUGAAAUGAUAAUUUUAAUUUUAUCUGCUAUUAACUUGAUUUCCUCUCUUCUGGUUAUCCUUGUCUCUUAUCUGCUUAUUCUCAUAGCCAUUCUCAAGAUGAAAUCUGCUGAGGGCAGACGCAAAGCUUUAUCCACCUGUGGGUCCCACCUGACAGUGGUCACUGUCUUCUAUGGGACUUUGAUAUUUAUGUAUGUGCAACCUAAGACCAGCCACUCCUUUGAGACUGAUAAAGUGGCUUCCAUAUUUUAUACUUUAAUUAUCCCCAUGUUGAAUCCCUUGAUAUACAGCUUGAGAAAUAAAGAUGUAAAAUAUGCCCUAAGAAAGACAGGAAAAAGGAUACACAGUAACUUCUCAUAG